AUGUCUUAUCAAGAGCAGCAGUGCAAGCAGCCUUUCCAUCCAUGUCCACCCCCAAAGUGCCCUGAGCCCUACCCACCACUUAACUGCCAUGAGCCUUGUCUACCGCCAAAAUGCUCUGAGCCCUGCCCACCUCAACAGUGCCAGCAGAAAUGCCCUCCUGUGAAGCCUCCUCCAUUGUGCCAGCAGGAGUGCCCACCCAAGAGCAACUAA
Sorex fumeus (smoky shrew) is the source of this 210-nucleotide messenger RNA. Its product is annotated as small proline-rich protein 2E-like. Gene Ontology annotation, cellular component: cornified envelope. The record is from RefSeq and is a predicted model, not a curated record. The coding region runs from base 1 to 210 and encodes 69 amino acids. Lineage: Eukaryota; Metazoa; Chordata; Mammalia; Eulipotyphla; Soricidae. The transcript is spliced from 2 exons.